UACAGACGUGGACUUCAGUUUCGGUGACAUCUCAGGUUUGUCCCGGUAAAAAAUUAAAAGUGAAUUGUUUAAUAUGGCAGAAACUAAUGGUGAACCGGUUGUCAACAACACUGUUGCUGAAAGUGUUGAAGACUUUUCAGAAUCAGAAACGACUGAGGUUGAUCAUGCUGCGAUAGAAAGUUUACAUGCUUUAGCUGUCGAAAAUCUUGAUUUACUUCAGGAUUCCAUAUAUGUACAGAAUUCAAGCUUAAAGGAAAAAUAUGUUCCUGGACCACUUACUAAGGAAGGUAAAUCAUUUGAGGAUGUUAAGCAGUAUUUAUUGGGUCUCAUUGCACGUAGUGAGGCCGAAGAAGAAGAAGAACUUGCUGUAUCUUAUAUAAGGCCUAGGAGACAUAUUGAUAGUGAAGUACAGAAAGCAGCUUUAUUUUCCCAUACCUUGGCAGCAUAUAUUAGUACCAUGAGUAUAAACCUUGUGUGCAGAAUUACAAUGCAAAUGGUGUCAGAUACAUCAUUAUGGAUUAGUAAAACAUUUAGGUUUUUUGAUUCCCUUGCUUAUUUCAAUAAAGAUAGUAAAGAAGGUUUAAUACGUGUUAUUCGCAUGGUGCUGCAUUCACGUUACAUGCGGUACUCGAGUACUGGUUAUGAAGCAUUGUUUACUCGCCCUCCUGUUAUUUAUUAUUGUGACUGUUAUGGAGUUGGCAAAUAUGUCUCACACUUGUGCUCACAGCUUGGUCUUCCAUUAUCAUGUAUUACAGCUGUACCAUGCCUUCCAGGAUCUGAGGGUCGUUUCAGAAUGGAUACAGCUGCAUUAGAGAGAUGCAUCAAAGAUGACUUAUCUGCAACCAGGACUCCUUUGUUAGUUAUUGCCAAUGCAGGCAUGCAUUUAGUUGGCUAUGUUGAUAAUCUACAAAAAAUUCAAGAAAUAUGUCUUGCUCAUAAUGUAUGGUUACAUGUGCAGGGGCAUAGUUUAGCAGCUCUUAGUUUAGUUGUUGUUCCCAACUUGCCUUCAAAUUUAGGUGAUAGCAUGACACUGAGUUUAGGAAAUUGGAUUGGGCUUCCUUCUUUGCCUUAUAUUACACUGUAUAAAGCAAAGGAGAUGGCUCAUGUUCAUGCUGCUGGUUUAGGACAAGCUUCAUAUGGGCAUUUAGAUUUCCUUCCUGUUUGGGUUGCUAUACAAAUACUCGGUCAAGAAAAUCUUACUCAGAGGAUUUGUCAUUGUUUUGAAUUGGCAGAUGGUCUUUUAUCAGUUGUUGAAAGGUUUUCUGAGUUAAGAAUCAUUAGUAAAAAAAAAGUGGUAACGAAAGAUGGUCAGCGGUAUGAAGUGUCUGAUAUCGGAGACAAAAGUAUUCCUACGAUGGUUUUGUUUGAAGCUCUAACGACUGUAGUUGUGUUUCAGUAUGUUCCACGGUCAUUGAAAAAUGGAGAACAGCCUGUAAAAAAUCCUCCUUAUUAUGAUAAUUUAAACUCAUGGCUUGUGCAACUAAUGGCAAGACAAGUACCAAAUAUUAAGACAGAAAUAAUAGAAUUAGAAGACUAUGGCAUAUGUUUACGAAUCUGUCCUCUGGAAAGUGCUCAUCUUCUUGAAUCCUCAAAAGAAGAUGUUGAACAGUAUUUUAUUUGCCUUCAGCAACAAAUUAAUAUCCUUAAUUCGACUGUGAUACAAAAAGAAAAACUUUAUAAAGAACAUAAAAACCACCGCAAGUUGCAGCUAGUUGAGAUUGCAAAUUGGGCUGGAAUGGGAGGUAUAAGAUACAUUCCUGAAUUUUGGGCUGACAGAUUGAAUGAGCUAACGGAUACUGGAAAAGCGGAUAUCAAUCAGUUAAAUUCAGACCUGGUCACAAAGUUAAGGGCAACUGAUUCUGCAUUUUCAUUAGGUGAAGCUGAUGAUGGCAUGCUGUGUGUAAGAUUUGGUAUGGUUGAUGAUAAUUUAGACAUGGACGAAUUAAUAAGCCUUGUGGUUUCAGCAGGGCAGGAAUUAGAAGAAUCAUCUAAAUUCUUGGAGACAAUGUCAGAAAUGAUCAAGCAUGGGAUAGAAGAAGCCAACAAAGAAUUAAUACAAGAAAACCAAGAAAAAAUUCUCCAAGAGGGUGUUUUAAGGCAGGUCCCUGUACUUGGUUCGCUUGUAUCUUGGUGGUAUCCAACAUCAAAAGAAACUGGAAUCAAAGGCAGAAGUUUUAAUCUAUCCUCAGGUACGAUUGAGAGUACAGAAAACAUUUAUAAAUAUCACAUGCAAAUAAAAGAAGGCUCCAAAUCACCACAGACAUCUACUAAAGUUCUUGUUUCAAGUAGUUCUAGUCAGUCACUUUCCACUGAACAAAAAGGUAACACUGUUUCCUAGACUACACGAUAGGAACUCUUCAAUACAGUUUGUGAUAAUUAAUAUAUAUAACAAGGAACUGUAUGAUCUUUAAAUCAUUUAAUAUGUAUGAAACAAAUCAGAAUACUUAUGUGAUUGUGUUUUGCAUAUCAAAAUUUUUUAUACGAUAUUGUAUUAUAAAAUACAAUGUAAACAAUAAUUGAAAUUUUUUCUGUAUAGUUUUUUAAUGUAAAUUUAUUUCUUUGCUGUGUUAAUAAGAGAUUGUUAAAUGAGAUUAUUGUUCCAUAUAUACUUUUGAAAACUGUAUUAAUAAUUUAGUUGCUUUGUUAACUAUUUCUUUACAAGUGAUAGGCUUCUCUUCCGUUACCUCUAGUCAUUGGCUUUUCAUGGUCAGUAAACAUGUUAACACAUUCCCUGCCACGUGGGGUGUAUGUGCCCCACGCUAAACUUUCCGUUCAAGCCAUUUGGUAUUAUCAUUGUAAAAUGAAGAAUUUUUUAAAAAUUCAUUAUGCAGUCAAUUAUGGGCAUUUUAAUACUACUGCUGAUGCCCUCAUUUAAUCCUGGGGUGUAUACGCCCCAUGCGGCAUGAUGGGCAAUUUUUUUUCUCCAUAACUUGUUUCAACUAGAUUCCUCGUAUUUUGAUCAGUCAUUUAUUCGUGUGUCGUUGAUACACUACUUACUGCUUCACUGAAGCUGGGAUUGAUUUAUAGUUCAGUGUGUUAGACAAAGGAAAUACGGUAUGUAAAUAUUAUUUCAGUGUUAUAAAUUCAGAUAUUUUGCAUUUAAAAAUGGUUGCAAUUUUUCUCGCCUUUUCUUCUUCAGACCUUUUCCAAAUUUUACAAUAAUUACUCUUUAUAAGCAUAUAUGGCAUCACACAGCAACAGUUUUUCUAGUGAUGAUUCUGACGACGGGGAAGGCCACUUUAAUUCGAUAAGAAGGCGCUGUAAAAUUUGUUACAAAAGAAAUGUUAAAAAUUUGGGUUCCUAAUUGGCAAGAAACUGUACUGUAAAAGUUGCGACAUUCUCCGAUAUUUGUGCGGAUAAACCAUACUUAUGUUUGCCAUGUUUUAAUAAAGUUCAUCGUAACAUCCCUUUGUAAUUGCAUACAAACUUGAAUUUAACUAAAAUGUUAUAUUUAAAACUGAUAUACAUACGAUAAAAAAAAUUACAUAUGAGGAUGCAACUUGCUUGGCAUAGUAAUGUUCAGCCAGGUAUUUGUUAAACUAAUUCCUAGAAAAAUUAAUUUAUUGGUUUGUUGUGUUAUGCAUGUUAAACUAUACAACCUUUCCUUGAUAAUUAUGAUUUUUGCUCUAUUUUAAUUAUCGUAAGGCAUACACCAGAAACAAAAUAAUACAAAUGUAAAGCGUAAGGCGCAUACGCCCCAGGCGGCCUGAAUGGGAAGUCUUCAAAAAACGGUCUGGCAGAGAACGUGUUAAUCUAAUUUUAUACUAUACUGCUAUUUAAUGAUAAUGGGCUUUAAGCUUCUUUAUGAAAAUUCUAAUAAUUUACCUGAGCCCAAAAAACAUACUAUAACAAUGGUGAAAGCAAACCAGUUUUUGCACUUAAGUUAGUGAAACAAAAAUAUGAAUAUUUUAAUGAAAAUGAAAUGAUAGUUAUUAUAAAAUAUGCAUUAGUUAAUAAUAAUAUUUUGAUGAAAUUCUGACCCUAGCACUUAGCAGCAAUACCUGAUUUAAAUUUUCACUGAUUUAACAGAAAUAGAAAUAUUAGUACAUACUAUUUUUCAAAAACAUUUAUUCUAUUUCUCCUAGAUUUUUCAUAAAAUGCUCAUCAAACAGAAUAUUAUUAAAAUGUUAUGAGAAGGAUAUGCAAGAACACUGUGCACAUUAAAAUAAUGCUUUAAAGAAACUUCCAUAAAUGUAUAUAAUAAUCUAAAAAUAAAUAAAUAUUUUAUAUCAGUGUUGUUAAAAAUUUGUGUAGAACAAAAAUUUUUGUAAAUAAAAUGUGUGAAUUUGUUCUCUAAAAUCAUAUGUUGCUUCUAGUAAUCAUAGGCAUGCCGGUCUUUCUUUUUGAGUAACUCAUUAAAACUUUCAUCUAUGUUUUGUCAAACAUGAUAGAAAGUUAUAUAUACUAUUUUGUGUGUCAUUAUAGUAUAAUUAUCUUAUUCAAUUUAUGUUGAUCAAUUCCAUUAGGAAAAAUUUAUACAAAGCAUAUACCAAAUCUAUGCAAUCAUUUACUUUUUAUAAAGUAUUUGUUUUGACAUCAGUUCUGUCCUGUAAGUCUUGUAUUUGCAAAUGCUAAAUCUGUGAUUGUAUUUUUUUGAAAUCUUCUAAAAGUACUGUUUUUAGAUAUCUUUUCCCCUUUCUUUAUUAAACACUUUACACAGAAAUUAUUAUAUUUUACUCACAUAGCUGCUUAAUAUUUAUAAUAUUUAUUAGAAAUUAACAUUCAAUUUUAAUUAAAUUUGUUUUUAAAAUUGCAUUUAUAGCUUUAAUAAAAUAAUGCAGUUUCACAUCAAACAGUAUGAAUUAUACAAUUAGUGAAUGUAAUAUGGUAGUAUAUGUACGCACAUGAAAGGAAAUUUGUAAUUUUGAAUAUUUCUAAAUGCUACAAAAGAAGUAAACAGUUUCAACAAUUUCUUAAAAAAAGCACAAUGUAAGUUAUUGUAUAUUACUUUUUAUGAAGAGGUAUAUGAAGUCUAAGUUUAUGUCAGAAAUUUUGCAGAUGCUCUUUGCAUGUAUCAUCAGUUCACCUGGCACAAGCUAUUUAGUACUCUAGUACUUGCCAAAUCCAAAAUAAAACAUCUUAGUCAGGUACUAUAACUAUAAUUUACAUGAGGUGAAUAAUGCAGAUUUUUAAAAACUGUAACCACUUUUGCAAAAUUUGCAAACUCUACACUAUUAAAUCUAAAGAUUUCUUCUCGUUCAUUCUUUAGAGUGAAGAUGUCACGAACACAUUCAACUUGUUUUCUGGAAACGUGAGAUUCUCCAUGACUUUUACACAAAUAGCUUAAAAUUUUUUUUUGUAUCAAUGUAGGUAUAUUUUCUGAAUUUUAAUCAAAAUUUGUAUUGAAUCAUAGUAACAGAUUCCAUUUUGCUGAAUUCUAAAAUAGAAAAUACCUUCUCCAUAGCAAACAUGGCCAUUUACACUGUAUCUCAUUUUCUGAUAAAUUACUUAAAUCAUUGCAUCAAGUAUGAAACGUAUCUGAACAUGUAUGAUUGAAUAUCAUCUGAACAUGUACAAUUUCUGCAUAUAUCUGAAAUCAGAUUUACAGCUAUAUGCAUUAAACUUGGAAGAAUUUUAAAUAACUUGAUUAUAUAUAUUUUUCAGAUCAAUGCAUCAGUCUAAUUGCAUAUAAAAAAAUGCUUUUAAAAGCAUUUAUGUGGCAUUAUUACUGAAAGGAAAAAAAAAAGAGAAAUAUGAAAAAUUCGUGGUGCAACUCUUUUUAUAAGCAUUAUUCCCCGCCCCACUAAUAUUUGGUGCUACAUUUUCUUUAAUGCACAAUUACUUUUGUUAAAAAUAAUGUAUUUACAAUCUAUGUAAUAAAUAAUGUAUUUACAAUCUACAACCUUUUAAAGUUAUUAAGAAUAUACAGUUAACUAAAAAAUAUAGUUUUUUAAAAUUAAAUGUGUGAUUAUUAAUAGAUAUUGUCUUUUCAUUAAGCCAGUGAAUCAAAUAUUAUUUGUACUGCAUGAAUAUUUGUAUGAAGUCAUUCCAUUUGUUUAUCACCAUUUUAAUAUCUUUAAAAUGUCAUCAAAUUAUUUUAGAUUUGGCAUGUUUUAUGCACAGUCUUUUAAUAAAAAAAUUCCAAUAAUUGUGUUAAACAUGCAAUGAUUUUUGUAUGAAUAUAACACAUUAUUAUUUUUUCAUUCCCAUUUUAUAAUACCUAAGAUGAUAUUUUGCUUCAUGCUGACUAUGCUUAACGCUGCUUGUAAAACUAAUUAAAGAUCUAUGUUUUGCACUGUAGCAAUACUAAGGUGUAUAGAUAACUACAUACUAUAGUGUGCAAAUUAAUUGGACAAAGUGGUUUUUUUCAUAUAAUUUUUAAGUUUGUUGCCAGCAGGUAUCUCAAAGCAAAUUUAGUUACCUUAAUGCCAUCUGGAUAUGUGCUUUCGACUACUGAGAACUAACUAGUUUAGAAAAUAAAUUAGUAUUAUUGAACCAUUUUUAAGCUUGUGAGAAGAGGAAGUUACUUUUGUAUAAUUUUUAAAUAAAUUUUGCAUUCAUUCAUUUUAGCAUACUAAAAAUGGAUAUAAUGCCUAGAAAGAGAGCAAGAAUUAUCACACUUGAAAUUUUGUAUAAUUUUUAAAUAAAUUUUGCAUUCAUUCAUUUUAGCAUACUAAAAAUGGAUAUAACGCCUAGAAAGAGAGCAAGAAUUAUCACAAUUGACGGUCACAUAUCUAUGACUCUUAAGAAAUAUUUCUUCCGUGACUGAUGUUGGAAAAUAAAGCAUUUCUCAGAUUCUGAGAAGACACAAUGAAACUGGAUCAUUUUUUCAAGAAAGGAAAGGCGCAAUUAUGAAAGGAAAACAACUCCAAAAUCUGAUCCAUUUAGAAAUAGCAUUAUUAAUCCAAUAAAAGUUAGCAAAUACCUUAAAAGUGAUUCUUUGUCUAUUGGUAUUGAUAUUCAUCCUUCAAAUGUGCAACAUAGACUUUUCACUGCUAAUCAGAAGAUGAGAAAGUUAAUUAAAAAACAACUUUUGACACAUCAGAUAAAGCAAAAACAAUUACUGUGGGCCAAAAAUACAAAUCUUAAACCAUAAAUAACUGGAAAAAGGUAAUUUUCCACGAUUAGAUCCAUUUAUAUGUUCAUACUUACACAUAUCACAGAGCAAGCAAAGUGAUUAAAUACCUCAAAAACAGAUAUUUUGGGGUUUUUCACUGCAGAUAGCACUGGAAGUCUAGUUCUUAUUGAUGGAAUCAUAAAUUCAUCAAAGUAUACAGAAAUUUUAAAGCAUAAGAUUGUGCCAGUUUUGAAAACCUUUGCAGGGACAAUCAAACAUAAUUGACUCCACACCAUAAUUCAAAACCUGGCAGAAGGUUCAAGGUGGAAAAUAAAAUUAUUAUCCUAGAUUGGCCUAGAAAUUCACCAGACUUAGAUCUGAUCGAAAACUUGGGACAGGUUCUCAUGCAACAUUUUAGCAAAAUGGAUUAUAUGACAAAAGAGUGCUUGAUUAAGAAAGCUGCAAAAGUGUGGUUCCAUGAUAAAAAUGUAAAAAAUAUAUGCACAAGAGUAGUAGAAUCAAUGCCUAAGCAUAUUCUUGAGGUCAUUUUUGCUAAAGGAGGACAUAUUUCUUAUUAAAUUUAUUAUUAUUACUCUUAUGUAUGUACAUAAAUUAUAAAAAAAAAUCACUUUGUCCCAAUAUAAUUUAAGCAUUAUAGUAGUCUAAUGUAACAGUCCAAAAUUUUUGGAAGACAGUGCUAACAAAAAAGAAAGCAUUUCAUGAAACAAUUAUAUCAAGAUCUAAGCCUCAUCUUGGUUUACGCUAGUAAUGUUUUGUCAUAUUUUAUUUUCCUAACCUAUUUAAGACUAGUUUAAGGUCAUCAUUUAUCAGCACAAUCUAGUAGUGUUUCCUUUGCUCUGUAUGCUUAUGUAAGUGAUUGUCAUGUGCUGAAAAUCAACGUCUUUAUUUUUUACUGUAUGUACGAAAAGCUGCCUUUCAAACGAAUUUUUUUAUUAAUAUAGAAAUAAAAUUUGCAAUAAUUAGAGCACUUAACAAUUUAAUUAUUGUUUAAAUUUGAAUAACUAGUAAUAUAUUUACAUUUAUUAAAAAAGAUUUAAUCACAUAGCAAUAUAUGUAUGUAAUUAAAAAUAUGUAAAUUCAUAAAAAAUUAAUAUAAUUGUCAACUUGCGUGAUAUUUCCAAUUCCAUGCAAAAUCAAUAAAUCAUAUUUUAUUGCUUACAGAUUAAGAUUGUUUCAGUGUAUGAUUUUUAAAAAUUUUGGAUUGAUUUUUGACUGAUUCACUAUUGUAAAAAUUAUUCAUUUAAGAUUCAUAUGACCAUUAAUUCUUAUUUAAAAAUGAAAUGUCAAACGAUAGAUAUUGCAAAUCUUAAUUAUGUAGUUUUAUUUUAUAUCUGCAUAUGUCAUCUGUUUUAUAUGACUUACAAAUGUUCCUAUAAAAAUACAGAAUCAAAAGAACAAAAUUUUGAAUUUUUGGAAAAUUAGUUGAUGAUGAUGUCAUAAAAUUCUUUCUAAUUGCCAAAAUUAUUGAGUAUUCUACUCAAGAUAAGCUAUAAUUAAAAUAUAAAUGGAUUUUGGAUGAGAAAAUUAGAGGAUUGGAAUCUCUUCAGGACAAGCAUUAUCAUAGUAGUUAUGAGAGAAGUUAGAGAAAGGCAGAUGUGGCCUGAGAUGCUUUUUUUAAGUAACAUAAUAUAGUAAUGUUAAUUUUGUAAUAUUUUAUCUCUUCAGGUUGAGAAGGUUAUAUUUUCCUUUACCGGGAAGUAACUACCAAGCCACACUGACACUUUAGUAUUACUUGCAUUAAUUUCACAAAAUGUUUAUAUUAGGUGCAAAAGCUAUGUCAAUAAUGAGCUAUUUUGAAGUUAGAUUUUGGAGUUGGUUACAAAUUGAAUUUAAUAACCUUAAUAUAAUACACAAAUAAGCUAACCAAAACAUAUUUUCAAUACACUUCAAUAGUAAUUACUCAUCAGAAACUCUAGAUAACUAUGAAACAUGAUUUUAUAAUGUAAAAGAAGAAAUGUACAAUUACAGCUUCAUACUGGAUACAGCCCCCCUUAUUUAAAAAUAGAGGAAAAUUUUUACAAAUCCUUUGAAAAUAUAUAUAUAUAUAACUUUUAACUAAGCUUCUUCUGUACAAACAUAUUUAGCUACUUGGGAAUCUAGUCAUUUGAUUGCUUAAUCAUUUAUAACAAGACAUGCAGUCCACUCCCCUUUUUUUGCAAGUGGAAAGAUGUCUUUCUUAAGGACUUUUUAAAAGAAACUAGCUCAGGUUCACAAAACAUAUUGAAAGAAAAACUCAUGUAAUUAAGUGUGAAGCAUUGAGAGGCAGACCCAGGAUGAAUUACAGAUCUCUUGCAGCUUUACUCACUUUCAGACAGUUUAGCAAGUAAGGAAGCAUUCUGCAUGAUUUCAAAAUAUCACACAUAAUCCCAAAUUUUGAAAAGACGAGCAUUAUUUGUCAUGUCAAUAUCCACAUUUUAAGAAUGAUUAGUGAGACUUGCACUAAUUUAAUAUAUUGCUACUAUAUUGAAAUACCUGUAGUCAUGCAUAAACAUGACAAUAAAAUCUUAAGAUUGUUAACCUAAUUUUUUUUCUCUUAACCUUUGCCAAUUACCAGCUUAUCAUUUUUCAAUGCUCAAAAUUUUUUAAAUCAAUAAAAUGAUAUGCAAAUAAGAAUUAAUUGAUUACUAAAUUUAUGAUAAUUUUAUAAAUAUAAAUUUCGGGCAUAAAAUUUUAUGUAGCGAUGAAACAUAUUUGUAUAUAAAAUACCCAAAACUCCUUAAAAAUGCAGUAUAGAGUCACACAAGAUGUAAUACAAUAGAAAUUAGAUACAAAAAUUAGUUUUACAAAUCUCUUGUUCAUAUGAUGCUACAAUUUUGUGGUAUUUUUAUUAUACUGAAUUUUUUUUUUUUUUUAUAGAUUUUAGCAACUUAACCAUUUUAUGAUACAUAUACAAACUACAACAUAUUUUUAAGUUUAAAUUUAUGUAACAGCAUAAUGUUAUGUUUUAUAUGAUUGAAUGAGACUUUUGUAUCGAUUUUAGUUAACAAAGGCUUAAGCUAUAUUUUUAAGAAAAUAUAUUUGGUGUUUUUUUUCUUUUUUCAAACAGUAUUAUUUAUAUUAUUGUUUUUAUGCAUUCAUUUGUAAUCAUAACUGCACAUUAGUACAUAAAAUGCAAUACAUGUAAUUUUCUGGUAUUCUUCGUUUGAAUUUGUUUACAAAACGUGAUCAUAUGAUAUAGUCAAAUUUCAAUUGUUAGGUAUGCUUUGUUCUAAAAUAUAUGUAAAAAUAAUUAUAUGAUUUUAAGAUUAUCAAACAUCUGCAAUGUUAUUCUUGGUAUUUUUAUUAUUUUUAUUCAUUCUAAACAUUAACACAGUAAUAAAACUGUAUUGUACUUUCCUAUUGAAAAAUGGAUUUAAGAAGAGUAUAAUAUAAAGAAUUAUAAAUAUAGUUGAUAUUCAAUAUUUAUGUUACAAAUGUGCAUAAAUAAGCAGAUUUAGCCUUUAUAUUAGUCUUCUCUCCCCAAAUGAACAAACAUUGUACAGAAAACUCUAAUAAAAAUUUUCUUAAUACCUGGAA
This is a messenger RNA of Stegodyphus dumicola, 10534 nucleotides long. RefSeq names its product pyridoxal-dependent decarboxylase domain-containing protein 1. Gene Ontology annotation, biological process: carboxylic acid metabolic process. Gene Ontology annotation, molecular function: carbon-carbon lyase activity; pyridoxal phosphate binding. The record is from RefSeq and is a predicted model, not a curated record. NCBI's taxonomy places the organism in Eukaryota, Metazoa, Arthropoda, Arachnida, Araneae, Eresidae. Gene Ontology annotation, cellular component: intracellular membrane-bounded organelle.